Molecule: messenger RNA, 1384 nt
Organism: Saprolegnia diclina VS20
Lineage: Eukaryota; Oomycota; Saprolegniomycetes; Saprolegniales; Saprolegniaceae
Exons: 1
Coding region: 49-1170 (373 amino acids)
Source: RefSeq, a predicted model, not a curated record
CGUCAUCAUUCGGGCAGGCAGCAGCAGGCCGGGCGACAGCGACAACGGAUGAGCCGCGAGGAGCGGAAGACGGCGCAGAUAUGGGCGUCCAUUGAGAAGAUGCAGAAGAAAGAGGAAGACAACAUGAACCACUCGGACAACAGCAGCAGCGACCGCCAGGCCAAGCGCAAGAAGGGUCGCAAGAAGGACCGGAAGCGCGACUCGCUCGACGACGACGCGUCGACCGCGCUCACGAUGCACAAGAGCGACUGCCAGUCGUGGCGGACCAACCCAUUCGUACCGCCGACCAAGAAGUGGCGGUCACGCUGGGAGCACAACCAUCCGCGGCCAUCGCCGACGAUCGACACUAUGGCGAGCCCAACGAAACAGGAACCCGCCGACGUGGUGGCACCGCCGCAAAUCGACACGACCAUGGACAGCGAGCCGACACCGCCAGCGCCGUGCGUCGCGCCUGCGAAAGCAUCGACGCCGUCGAUGCCAACCACGGUCCAGCACUUGUCACAGGAGCCCGACCCCGAAGACGACGAAGAAGAGGAAGGCCUUGUCAAGGAAGAUGACAUCGAGCCCGCGCCCGUGCAAGCGACGCCUGAGCCUACGAACGUGCCCAUCGUCGAGCGGUCCGUUGAGGACGACAAGGCGAUUGACGAGUGCAAGGUAGACACAUUGGCCGCCGAAGCACCACCAAGCGUUGUCGCCGUCCCGACGGCAGCUGUGGCGCCGCCCUCCUUGCAUGUAGAUGAGCCCGAGCCGGCGCCGCUUCCCGUCGCGUCUCCGAGCGUGUCCAAGUCGUCGAGGUCGCCGUCAGUUGAUGACAGCGUGCGGAGUCCGUCGACGAGCGCGGAGCGGCCACGGCUAUUGAGUGAAAUGAACGCGAUUGGCUCACGGCGGAAACGAAAGUCGCUCUGGGACGUGGGCGAUCCGCGCCUCGGGCACGAGCGCACCCAUGACCUCGCGCCCUCGUGGCAGAACUUUGCGUCCCCGCCGUUGAACGCCCCCGCGUCGUCGUCGUCGUCAUCCUCUUCGUCCUUCCAUGCGCCGAGCAGCGGGUCUGCGUCGUCGCGACGGUACCAGCCGUACAUCCAGCCCCGCGGGCGAUCGUGGAACAACAGCAGCGCGACGCCGCCGCCAGCGUCCUCGAGCACGACGCCCAGCACCAGCUACACGCGGUAGAGUAUAUCUUGCUCUCCAUCUAUUUGUCCAAUUUGCCUCUUCAAUUUUUGUGCGUCAACGUCCGCUGAGACGCAUCAAAGUACGUGCGUUGGUUGCUGGAAGAGCACUCGAGGCGAGCAGAAGCUCCAUCUUGCUCCUGCCAACGAUGACGACCGAUGCGUCAUGGUCAACAACGUGGUAUACACCCACAUAAUCGCACGCUGACAUUGCCUCG